This is a messenger RNA of Cladocopium goreaui, 3015 nucleotides long. The record is from the annotation of a GenBank genome assembly. NCBI's taxonomy places the organism in Eukaryota, Dinophyceae, Suessiales, Symbiodiniaceae.
AUGCAACAUGUUGAGCAGUCUGCAGCACCAACCUUUUUGAGGAGUUUCCUCAGCUCCUUGGGAUUUGCUCUGCAUGUGGUUGGUUUGAUCGGUGCCAAGCGAGUUUUGGAUUCCAGGCGCAUCAAGGGCCUAGCAGACAAGUGUUACCUUCAGAAGAAAAAGACGAGAUCGAGGUUGCCUCUAUCGGUUGCAGAACUGACAACACUGGAAGAAAUCGUUCUUGGCUACCGAGGACGUGGAAUCCCAGACAGACAUGCAGCUGGAUGUUUCCUUUUCAUGGUGUACGCACGCACCAGGUUUUCGGACAUGCUCAACGUUGGGCGUUUGGAUUUCGAAGCUGGUGAAAAUGAAGAGGGAUACAUAGAGGCGCAGGUUGCCAGGUCCAAAACCUCCUUUUCUGUCGACAGAAAGGUCCGUUUGCUUCCUAUGACAGCUGCAAUGCAUGGCGUCACUGCAGAACCUUGGGGAAGUGCAUGGAAAGCGGUGCUAGAGAAGACCGGCAUCGCCAUCACACAUGGAAAGCCGCUACUUCCUGGGAGGACUCCUGAUGGCUGGCACACUUUACCAUUGACUGCGGAGGCGGCAACGAGCUGGCUUCGUAGUAUGUUGCAGUCAGGGGAUCGAUUCCAAGAGGAGAGAACCAAGUCCAUAGGGACGCAUUCAUGCAAGUCCACCAUUUUGUCGUGGAUGGCGAAGUGGGGCUCUUCACCGGAUCUCAGGAGACUGAUGGGGUACCACGUCGCUGACAAGAUGUCAACGAUGCUCAUAUACGGUAAAGACAACACCAGUGCAGGGCUUCGCGAAAUCGAUGUGAUUCUUGAGGCGAUCAGGCAGGGUGAAUUUUUGCCCGAUGCAAAGCGAUCUGAGAUGUUUCCCAAUGCCGAUGAUGCUGCAAAGCUUCUGGAGAGCCAAGACCAAAGCGGUUUUGAUGGCUACUGUUCUGGAAGCUCUUCAGAGGACUCUGCAGAUGAGGACCAACCUGACCACCUGGCUCAUGAGACAGCAGAGAAUGCGAUCCUCGGCAAGUGGGACGCGGGUGUGGACGUCGACAAGCUGCCCGAAGAGGCAGUUUAUUUCAGGGCUGCCUCAGCGGGACUGAGCGAGGAGAUUCGGACCAGUUUGGAUGGCGUCAAGCGCAUCACAGGUCUGACGUUGCGUGGGCCCUUGGAACCAAGUGAUGGCCUUGUCGAUUUGUUCUGUGCGAUGUAUGAGGCAAACAGGCUUCGAUUUGUGCCUUGGGAAAAGUACACGGCAAAAGAAGCAGAGAUCGACAAGGAAGUGCGCACAGAGCAUUUGUUUGCUGUGGACUCAAGUGGCAAGCUUAAAGUUGAAGGCAAAAAGCCGGACCCUGUAGCAGACACCUCAACGGAGAUUUUGCUUCAGUAUGCGCUCCAGCGUAGAGGGUUGAGCAUGGAUCAGGCCAAUUUGUUGGAGUUCAGGACCCACCAAUUAUGGGUCGACCGCUUGCUCAAAGUGAGAUUGCAAGUGCCUCCUGCAGGUUAUUCAAGAACCUCCUUCCGUCAGGUGCUCGAAGCUGACAAAAAGCUCUUUGAGGAGCUUGCCAAUGCCACGAGGCACGGUGUGCAGGCCACAGUCAAUGGUAGGCCUCUUGACCUAGUCUUUGAAGACUGCAUGAACAAACCAGAAGUUGUUCACUUGCUUCAGCCUUUGAUGGGUAAGAGCACGGACUACAAGAGUGAGGAUAAGCCUGCCCCGAACAGGAAGGUGAGCUGCAACGAGCAGAAUCACCUAGGCGACCUUUCCACUUUCACGCAGCUCCACCAUGCGGUACAGCUUCGAGAGCUAGAGAUGUGCAGACAGUUCGAACACCUGUCCAUGAUGAACCUCUUCUUUCAGAUAAGCGGAUUCUACUUGAAGCAUUUGCGGGCGUGCCAGCCGGCAGCAAGCUUCUCAGAUUUGCUAAAGCGAAAAGGGGGAAUGCUGGAGAUGUACUGUGUCUUUGAGAGUCGUUUCGACUUCACUUUGGCUUCUGGCGAAAAGCUGUGUGGGAGCGUUGACGCCGAAUGGAAACAGAUGCCUGAAGAUCACACUUCCGCUGCAAUCAGGGCUUUGACAUCGAUGCUUGGGUUCGAGUGCUCUCUAGACAAAGAGCUACCUUUUGCGGAGACAGCAGAAAUGCUUGGAGUCGUGCUCGACCUGCAACAUGCCAGUGCUGGUACAAUCAAGGUAGCGAACAAGCCGAGCAGGAUGGACGAACUUAAGUCCACUGUGCAACAUAUCAUUGCUUCAGGCAGGGUUGUUACCAAAGACUUGCCAUCGCUUUUUGGAAGGGCUUUGUUUGUGGAAAGCCAAUUCAUGGGAAGAGAAGGACGGCUGGCCUUGUCGGAGCUGAGAGUCAUGGAACGCAGCAAAUCACAAUUUGUUGAACUUUCAGCUGCACGGAUGGAUGCUCUUAAGAACUUGCUUACGAGGUACCAUAAAGCAGUGCCGAGGUCUUUGAAGAUUGAAAGCACUUCCAUGCCGCUUGUUUUGUUCACUGAUGGUGCCUGUGAACCCGUUGGCGAUGACAUUUCAUGCACAGUGGGUGGAGUCAUGUUUGAUCCGAGAGGUGGCGGUCAAGUUGAAGUUUUCGGAGCACAUGUCAGUUCCGAAGUUGUAGAGUCAUGGAAGCGAGCUGGAAAGAAACAUCCGGUUGCGUUGACUGAGUUGUAUGCCGUAUGUGUUGCACGGCACUUGUGGAAAGACAGGAUGGACGAUUACAAGUGUGUGGUGUUUAUAGAUAACCAAGGCGAUGUGGAUGCUCUUAUCAAAGGAUAUAGUUCAGAAGAUACGAUGAAGUCCCUUCUGAUCCUGCUCGAAAAGCUGGAUGGUGACAAGCCGUUUUUGCCUUGGUUUUGCAGAGUUCCCUCUCAGUCGAACAUCUCGGAUUUGCCUUCCAGAGGUAGGUGGAAAGAGUUGCGUGAGAUUUUGCCAGAUUAUGUCUUUGUAGAAGCAGUUUGUCCGUUUGAUUCCAAGAAACUCCAUACCGUUUUGCAAGAGGAAAAGCAUGGCUGA